Molecule: messenger RNA, 2494 nt
Organism: Symsagittifera roscoffensis
Lineage: Eukaryota; Metazoa; Xenacoelomorpha; Acoela; Convolutidae
Product: gamma-aminobutyric acid receptor subunit alpha-5-like
Exons: 12
Coding region: 811-2361 (516 amino acids)
Biological process (GO): nervous system process; regulation of membrane potential; chemical synaptic transmission
Cellular component (GO): plasma membrane; neuron projection; synapse
Molecular function (GO): neurotransmitter receptor activity; extracellular ligand-gated monoatomic ion channel activity; GABA-A receptor activity
Source: RefSeq, a predicted model, not a curated record
CUCGUUCUCCUAGAACGUAUAGACUGGUAUGCACUGAAAAAUAUCAUUGACUACUAAAUAAAAUAUCUUUCUUGUAAUACUGUUUUACUAAAAGAUAUAGCCCAUAAAAACUGACCCAACGUAAGAAAACCUUUAAGCCUCCUGAUCAAAAAAAUACCAGAGCUUUUUUUUCUUAAUUAAUAAUUUAUAAAUAUGAUUUCACGCGGCGGCACACGCAAAACCUCCUUAUUACGUAACAAGUUUAUAGAAAUUGCAUAAUGGUUGAUGGCGAAAUGAUCGAAUAGGAAGUCAAAGGGUGUUUCAGAGCCUGAUUACAAAACUGUCGAUGGAAUUUUUCUUCUCUAUGGAAUGAUAAAAGUCGAUUCCUCUUAAGUCUACUUGUGCUUUUACUCUCCCUAAUUACCCUUAACUCCUUCCUGUGCCCUGAUUGCUCUUUAAACCCUCCUCGGGCCGUUUUACCUGUUGAGAUCCCAGAAGAUGAACAAAUUGCCUCCCCGCGGCCCCAGAUCCCUUGACACCAAAUUUCCCUGCUUCUCGGCCCCUCUGAGCCCAAAAUUACCCACCCGUAGGCCUGGAGGCCAAAUUACCCAAUCUUGCCAAAAUCAGACGAUUGAGCGACUUCAUUAUGCAUUCCAAUUUUAAUUUAAUCACUGCGAAACCCUCCUUUUGACUUGAUGCUAAUAAAUGCAAAUUGCUUUUGACUUCACAUUUCCAUUCCAAUUUUCACCCCCAUCGAAGUUUUGGAAGCUGACCAAAUUACAUACCCAAAUUUAACCAGUCACUUUCGGGUUUUCUUACAAGAUCUCAAAAAUGACGAAAAGAUUUUUAUGCUUUAAUCUGCAGUUCGCCAUUAUCGCAAGUUUACUAUUCUGCCAAGUGAGCUCAAAGUCCAAAAUGUACCCACAAGUAGACAAAGUGACGAUGUCGCUGAACAGAGUGAUGGAAGAAGGCAUGCAGAAAGUGCAAAAUAGCCGAAAAGAAGAUCCCGAAAGAGAGAAAAGGUCUGCAGAAUUGGAUGAAACUGACGACCAAGAGGCGGAAAACAUCAAAUCCAAUUUGAAGACCAAAUUAGUCACUUCACUUUUGGAUUCGAUUCUGGAUAACUACGAUAUGUAUAUCAGACCCGGUUUUGGCGAAUCCCCGCUGCCUGUGCAAUCCAACAUGGUCAUUUUGAGCAUGGGACCUUUCUCUGACUUUGAAGCGGAGUUUACGUUCCAGUGUUUCUUCCGGCACUUCUGGACUGACAAGCGACUGGCCUUCCAGAACCACUCCUUGUUCGAGACAUACAAGACAGACCCGAAUGAAGUGUCCGAACUCAUCCUAAACAGCAUCAUGUUGGAAAAGGUAUGGAAGCCAGACACUUUCUUCCGAGGCAACGGACUCAACUCACACAUCCAUGACAUCACCAGACCCAACCAGCUAUUCAGACUGAGAAACAACGGAUACAUCAUAUUCAGCACCAGACUGACUGUGAGUGCCAAGUGUCCGAUGGAUUUCUCCAGAUACCCAAUGGACUCCCAGAGCUGUCUGGUCGAAUUCGGGAGCUUCGGCUACCACGAGGAGGAGAUGCAGUACACGUGGACAGACCAGCAGACCCCCAUCACAAUCCUGGGAGAGAGCAAGAUGUCCCAGUUCAACUUCCUCGGCUUCCAGGAGAUCAGCAGGCGCGCCUCGUUCGCAUCAGGAAACUACUCAAUCCUGGCUGUGAACUUCCAGUUCAAGCGCAACAUCGGCUACUUCGUCAUGCAGACAUACAUGCCCUGCAUGAUGAUUGUUGUGUUGUCCUGGGUCGCAUUCUGGAUCAACAGAGAAGCAGCACCCGCCCGCAUCUCACUGGGUAUUACAACUGUGCUGACGAUGACGACCUUCGCAAUCAGCAGUCGACAGCAGAUCCCCAAAGUGUCCUACCCCUCUGCGAUGGACUGGUUCGUCCUCAUGUGCUACCUGUUCGUGUUCCUCGCUCUAGUGGAGUACGCAGCUGUCAACUACUUCACCAAGAGGGGGGAGGCUGGGAAGAAGCCGCCUCCCAAGAAACAGCCAGCGGCCAAGACAUCAACUGACGCUGCGAAAGACAAUACUGACGAGAAAUCCGCUGGCAGUUCGGACGAGCCUCCAUUCGCUUCGAUGAACUCUCUGGUGGUUAAACUGCUAGUCUGCAUCACUGGAUCGAGACAGUACCGCAAGUGGAAGAUAGAACACAUCACCACCCAGUACAACAGUGUGAGUCAGAUAGACGAAAUCUGUCGGGUGGGGUUCCCUCUGGGCUUCUGCAUCUUCAACGCCAUGUACUGGUCCAUCUACAUGGGGGCGGAUGACGCUCUCAUGGACCGAAUGCAACCUGUGCUCGGAAACUAUGUCUAGUUUAACUACGACGACACUAUGACCCUAUGAAGAUACUAUGAACCUAUGAACCUACAGAAACUAUAAAGAUAAAAAGAUACUAGCGCGGUGUCUUAAUAUUACUUGGCUCUUUUCCCACCUCCCCAUCCUACCU